Candidula unifasciata is the source of this 312-nucleotide messenger RNA. NCBI's taxonomy places the organism in Eukaryota, Metazoa, Mollusca, Gastropoda, Stylommatophora, Geomitridae. The record is from the annotation of a GenBank genome assembly.
AUGCAGAACAGAAUAGAGAAUGCAGAAUCUACACAUCCUCGUGGGAAACAUCCACAGAUAACUGUGGUCGAGCAGCCAUCAGGCUAUAAUUUUGACGAUGAGAUCCAAGCUUUGUAUUCUUCUGUGCCUGAGGUGGCCAAUCACUUUACCAUCACAAACAAAAUUGGAGAAGGUUCAUUCAGUUCUGUUUACCUGGCAAGACUGAAGCACUACCCUGAAAUAACAGAACUGUUUGCCUUGAAACACAUCAUCCCCACCACACACCCGUCCCGCAUAGAGAAUGAGCUCAAGUGUUUGCUCAACAUUGGGUGA